Molecule: messenger RNA, 1170 nt
Organism: Brassica oleracea var. oleracea
Lineage: Eukaryota; Viridiplantae; Streptophyta; Magnoliopsida; Brassicales; Brassicaceae
Product: phosphomannomutase-like
Exons: 10
Coding region: 16-1002 (328 amino acids)
Biological process (GO): GDP-mannose biosynthetic process; protein N-linked glycosylation; mannose metabolic process
Cellular component (GO): cytosol
Molecular function (GO): phosphomannomutase activity
Source: RefSeq, a predicted model, not a curated record
GCAAGAAAUGUUGUAAUGCUUCCGUUUAAAUUCAACCAUACUAUAAGAGUAUUAGUAUAUAGAGAAAUAAUGAUAUUAACGCGUCACGAUUAUUUAAUCAACCAAUCACAUAUCUCUAGGACAAAAAGAGAGGACCAUAUAUUAAGCGACACACUUUCGUUAAAGAUUAGAUCGGUCCACUCUCGUUUAUAUUGUUAUUCACAUCUUCUUCCGCCAUUAUCAUCAUCAUCUUCUUCCACUUCCAAAUCUCUUCAUCCUUCAAUGGCGGCCAAGAAGCCAGGAGUGAUCGCUUUGUUCGACGUCGACGGUACUCUCACUGCUCCGAGGAAGGAAGCUACUCCUGAAUUGCUCGAGUUCAUCCGAGAAUUGCGCAAGGUGGUUACUGUUGGAGUCGUCGGUGGAUCUGAUCUAAGCAAGAUAUCUGAGCAGCUUGGCAAAACAGUCACCACCGACUAUGAUUAUUGUUUCUCUGAGAAUGGUCUUGCUGCCCAUAAAGAUGGGGAGCCCAUUGGAAUCCAGAGCCUGAAGCUGUACCUUGGCGAAGACAAACUCAAGGAGCUGAUAAAUUUCACGCUGCACUACAUUGCAGACUUGGAUAUUCCAAUCAAAAGGGGAACAUUUAUAGAAUUCCGAAAUGGAAUGCUCAAUGUGUCACCGAUUGGUCGCAACUGCAGCCAAGAAGAAAGAGACGAGUUCGAGAGAUAUGAUAAGGUUCAAAACAUUAGACCAAAGAUGGUGGCUGAACUUCGUGAGCGGUUUGCACAUCUUAACCUUACUUUCUCAAUUGGAGGACAGAUCAGCUUCGAUGUCUUCCCUAAAGGUUGGGACAAGACUUACUGCUUGCAGUACCUUGAAGACUUCAAUGAAAUUCAUUUCUUCGGUGACAAAACCUAUGAGGGUGGAAAUGAUUAUGAAAUUUAUGAAUCACCAAAAACAAUUGGCCAUUCAGUUACUAGUCCAGAUGAUACAAUGGCUAAAUGCAAAGCUCUGUUCAUGUCUUGAAAAACAACUAUCCAUCUCAGGAACACAAUGCGAGAGAUUGACUAUUCUUGGCGAAUUUUCACAACUUUUGAUUAUUUGCAUUACAAGAAAUAGAGACAAGUAUGUUUGCAUACCGAUUCCGUAUGUUUUGAAUUUUGGUUCAGAAAAAUAAAACAUUUGGUUAUAAUC